This is a messenger RNA of Eupeodes corollae, 1190 nucleotides long. RefSeq names its product bifunctional methylenetetrahydrofolate dehydrogenase/cyclohydrolase, mitochondrial-like. Bases 97 to 1029 code for a protein of 310 amino acids. The record is from RefSeq and is a predicted model, not a curated record. Gene Ontology annotation, molecular function: methylenetetrahydrofolate dehydrogenase (NAD+) activity; methylenetetrahydrofolate dehydrogenase (NADP+) activity; methenyltetrahydrofolate cyclohydrolase activity. The transcript has 5 exons. Gene Ontology annotation, cellular component: mitochondrion. NCBI's taxonomy places the organism in Eukaryota, Metazoa, Arthropoda, Insecta, Diptera, Syrphidae. Gene Ontology annotation, biological process: tetrahydrofolate interconversion.
AACUUGCAAGUGAAAGCAUCUUCUAGAAUUUGUAUAAUAAAUAUUUGUGAAAAUUAAAAUAUUUAAAUUGAAGUGAUAUUAUUAACAAUCAAAACAAUGAAGUGGACCCGAAGUAACCAGGCUGAGCUCAUUGAUGGCAAAUCUGUGGCAGCUGAAAUCCGGGCUGAGUUAAAGGAAGAAGUUAGAGAAUUUACAUCGAAUGGCCAAAGGCCACCUCAUCUUACUGCUCUACUGGUAGGCGAUGAUGUAGCAAGCCACACCUACGUGAAAAACAAAAUGCAGGCCGCUAAGGAUGUUGGGAUUAGCAGUUGUACAAAAAAUCUACCAGCUAGUAUAACUGAACAAGAACUUUUGAACAUUAUUAACGAACUAAACAAUGAUGACAAUGUUGAUGGAAUUCUAGUUCAGCUACCUGUACCUGAACACAUAAAUGAACGAACGAUCUGCAAUGCAGUAGCACACCUUAAAGAUGUUGAUGGAUUCAAUGAGGUUAACAUGGGGAGAAUGUGCUUAGACAUGGAAUCAAUGAUCCCAUGUACACCAUUGGGGGUAAUCGAAUUGUUAAAACGAUGGAAGAUUGAAACCUUUGGAAAGAGUGUUGUGGUUGUAGGACGAUCAAAAAAUGUCGGCAUGCCAAUUGCUAUGCUAAUGCAUGCAGAUGGUAAAAAUCAAACUUCCGCAAUGGAUGCAACUGUGACCAUUUGCCAUCGCUAUACACCUCUAAAGGAAUUGUCUAAAUACUGCCAAUUAGCCGAUAUAAUUAUAACUGCAACUGGAGUACCUUCACUGAUAAAAGCUGACAUGAUUAAGGAAGGCGCGUGCGUUAUCGAUGUUGGGAUCACUAGAAUAACUGACGCAGAGGGCAGAGCGAAACUUGUUGGGGAUGUUGAUUUUGAAGCCGCUCGCAAGGUUGCAAGCUUCAUAACACCAGUUCCUGGGGGUGUAGGGCCUAUGACUGUUGCAAUGCUGAUGCGUAAUACAUUAACUGCGGCUAACAUUUUGAGAAAUAAAAAGAACAACCUUCAGUAGAAAACUAAAUUUAGAAUGAAACGUAUUAUUUAACUAUAAUCAAAUAACUUUUAGGAUAUAGGAGAAAACAGUACUAAAUUUGAUUGGAAUUUUAUAAUUCAAAAUUUAAAUAAGUAUACCUCAAACAACGUAAUAUAAAUAACAAUUUUAAAUUUACUAAA